CAAAAGCAGAUGAUUUGGUGUGGGGGGUGUAUACCCACUGUGAAUUUUUAGUACCAUGAGCCAUUUGCGCUGAAGCACACUGCAACAUGCACUGAUGCGUUUCCAGGAUUGAGGCGUUGCAGACAAAGUACUCCUGUGACAGAGGCACCACAUAUAUCAACACUUGACCCAGAUAUUGAAGACAGUGAUGGUGACUGGAGGUGUCUGUCAAGGCUACAUGUCCCAGACCAAGGAACUAGACUGCAAUCAGCUGCUAUGUCAGACAGCGAAUCAGGACAGAAACGUUCACGACAACGACUGAAACGUUCAGGACGUCCAGGAACUAGACUGCAGUCAGCUGCUGCUCUGUCAGACAGCGAAUCAGGACAGAAACGUUCAGGACGUCCAGACUGCAGUCAGCUGCUGCUCUGUCAGACAGCGAAUCAGGACAAAAACGUUCAGGACAGCGACAGAAACGUUCAGGACGUCCAGGAACUAGACUGCAGUCAGAUGCUGCUCUGUCAGACAGCGAAUCAGGACAGAAACGUUCAGGAUGUCCAGGAACUCAGCUGCUGCUCUGUCAGACAGCGAAUCAGGACUGAAACGUUCAGGACAAGGACAAAAAUGUUCAGGCUCAGCUCAUGGUAUAAGAGGUAUAAAUGU
Messenger RNA from Geodia barretti, 642 nucleotides. The record is from the annotation of a GenBank genome assembly. Lineage: Eukaryota; Metazoa; Porifera; Demospongiae; Tetractinellida; Geodiidae.